GAUUGACGGUGCAGUUACAGAAGUAUCGUUUGGCUCGAUUGAGGUUGUGGGUUAAAAGGUGUAAUAUGCGAACACCCUACAGUACUAAAUACCUACGGAUAUGCCCUACGAGAACGGAGUAAAGGGGCCGUACUCCCUACAAUACAGAAUAAUGUAUCGUCACAUACCGUACCGUGACACUGGAACUUUACAUUAUCGGAUCGCAUACGGUACGUACCCGGGUCUAUUUUCCCUAUUAGCUGGAGUCACCUAAAUGCAACGGACUAUGGCCGCGCCAAUGUUCCCCUUCCCCGUAGCUUAAGGUACCUACUGUACCUACCUAGGUAGGUUCAGGUAUGCACUGUAAGCGCUAUCUAACCUUCAAGUUUUAGGUAGGUAUGUUGGCUGCUUACAUCUGAGUAGGGAGAAAGCUUUCCAAGGACAAUCCUCAGCUCAGACUUCGCACUCCGUAACGACAUACAUUUUAUGGAGUAGCGGGAUCUUUUUGACACACACAGCAGUCAUCGUGUCUGUUCUCUUGUGAGCUAGACAGAAAAGUACGGGGAUGAAAAGGCCAUGAAGAAAAAAAUCUGUUUAUUUGCUACCCCUAGAAAUCCUGAAAAAAAGAAAAGGGCGUUGUCAAUUAUCUUGGUGAGACUACCUAGGUUACUGAAGAGAUUGUUGGAAGGUCAAAGGAAAGAUAAAGUCCCAAAGUAGAUCACAUCAAACCCGACCGACUUGAUCAUCAUCAUGGCACUCAAAGCACUCGACAUCCUACUGCUUAUCACAAAUGUACCAUCACUCCAACAGAUCCUCUUUGGCGUACCACUCAUUCUACUCACGACAUGUCUCCUCACCUGGAUCAUCACGACGAUCAACUUCCAUCGGACCAUUGGAAAAUUUAGAACACGAGAACUCGACCCGUCAAACUCGUCCCAGGCAAUCCCGCCCCCGGUCCUACCGUAUUUCAUCCCCUGGCUGGGUAGCGCGUUGACGUUCCUCAACGAAAACCCGGGGUCCUUUUGGCGGAUGCUUCGAUCCAGGCUGUCGGCCACGGGGACAAAUGUCCAGGUCUGCACCAUCCUGCUGGGCGGCAAGAGGGCACACAUCGUCAACUCGGCCGCCGCCGUACAGUCCUUGUUCAGAUCGAAACAAGUGAGUCGGGAUCUGUUCAACUUUCAACUCGCCACGCAAGCCUUGGGCACGUCGAAGGAGGAUGCAGACGCAAUGUUCCCGCCGACCGGCCACGAAUUUCAUUCCCAGCAGCACGAAAACAAAAAGGACGGCAUGGAGGCAUUGAACCAUGAAUUCCUUCUGAGUCAAAACGCCGUCAACACACUCACCGCGAAAUUCAUCGAGGCAUUUCAAGACUCACUCGACGGCUUGGAGUUUGAGACCGGGGAGUGGAAAACCGUGGACUUGCUUUCAUGGAUGAGGAGGAGCAUAUUCGAAUCCGCGGUACGCGCUCUGUUCGGCACCAAGAUACUCGAGAUGAACCCGACCUUGGCCGAACAGUUUUGGGAAUACGAGGCUGGCUUCCUACCUAGAAUGUAUGGUGUGCCGAAACUCGUCAAGCCCAAGGCAUACUCUUGCAUGGAUGGCCUGUUAGACAAGACACAGGCUUGGAUUGAAUAUGCCCUCGCCCAACAUGGCGGCGUUGCUCCAGAGGAGCCAGACUGGGAACCUUUGAUGGGAUCCCAAGUGGUGAGAGCGAGACAUCGUUAUUACGACAAGAUAGGAUUGAGCAGUAGAGGCAAAGCCGCGUUUGACCUGGGAUUUUUGUUCGGUCUGGCAGGAAAUACUGUGCCGGCGACAAGCUGGCUGUUGGCACACCUCCUGUCGCCCGAAACGCCUGAUGACGUGCUCGGUCGAGUGACGAAAGAGGUGGAAAAUGCAAGGCAACCCGACAACGGGGUGAACAUGGCAGUGCUGAUGGCCCAGCCACUCUUGAAUUCAGCCUUUACGGAGAUGAUGAGACAUUACGUCGAUUGUCUCGUCACUCGCCAGUUGAAGACGGAUUUGGUGAUGGAUGGGUAUCUGCUGCGCAAGGACGAUUUGAUCAUGGCACCUAGUUCGUUGAGCCAGCACGACGUGUUUUGGGAACGAAACUAUGAGCCUUCUGCGUAUACAUGGUACGCAGAACGAUGCAUGAGACGACACGAUGAUCAACGACAAAUCGCCGGCGAGUCAAACUUCUUCAGCUCUUCCUGGGCCGCGGGGAAGUACUUUCCUUUUGGCGGAGGGACUCACAUCUGUCCUGGCCGCGUGUUUGCCAAACAGAAGGUCCUGGGUGCCGUGACAGCCUUCUUCCUCAAGUUUGAUGUGCAAUUUGUGGAGUACUCGGGCAAAGAUUGGAUGGGAAACGUAGUGGGUUUGGGUAAAGACGCUUCCGCAUUUCCCAGAGUCAAGCAGCAAUAUGCCGGCAAUGGGACGCUGGCAAUUGACGGAGACAUUCGAGUGCGAAUAAGAAGGAGGUGAUCUUCACUUUGCUCUCACCGCCAGACCCUAAAUUCUCAAGUACGGAGUAGUCGUCAACACCAAAAAACCUUUCCGCACUGUGCUGUUGGUGGUGGUGAUGUUGAUGUCGUUUGAGCAUCCGUGAAACGUGAAAAACCGAGUCGGUCAAGGGUUAGAGGAUACAAUUGCCCUGAGUGACGCCUUUUCCAGGUUUCCUCUAGCCAUGGAAUUCUUUUUCCAGAAGGCACAUCAUUGUUGCAACAGCCGUGGCUGCCGCGCGGGUAUAUCCUCACAGUACAAGGGCGAAGAUCUUGCCGGAAAAUCAUCUAGGACGACUUCGCGCAGGGGGGAAUAUGGUUUUGACAGUUGAUCAUCACCUGUGUGAGUGGUUGCAGCAAGGGCUGGUGAAACAGGGAGGAAUUUGCUGGACGAUGAUCUCUCGACUGAAAGAGAUGAACUCCAACAGUCCAUGGCGUCAUCAUUCGCCCCAAAAGCGACAAGGGUUGGAAGCAGGGAUUGCUAAGAAGGGGCCCAAGUAGGGUCAGAAAUUGACUUCCAGGGCAGGGAUUCAAUCACGGUAUACGGAGUACAUAGGUUUUUUGAUACGACAUAUCUCUUAUGGUGGUGGUAUAUAUAAGUCAAAAUGG
This is a messenger RNA of Exophiala oligosperma, 3083 nucleotides long. RefSeq lists its product as uncharacterized. The record is from RefSeq and is a predicted model, not a curated record. Lineage: Eukaryota; Fungi; Ascomycota; Eurotiomycetes; Chaetothyriales; Herpotrichiellaceae. Gene Ontology annotation, molecular function: iron ion binding; heme binding; oxidoreductase activity, acting on paired donors, with incorporation or reduction of molecular oxygen. The transcript has 3 exons. Bases 730 to 2457 code for a protein of 575 amino acids.